Actinia tenebrosa (Australian red waratah sea anemone) is the source of this 3739-nucleotide messenger RNA. RefSeq lists its product as uncharacterized. The record is from RefSeq and is a predicted model, not a curated record. Gene Ontology annotation, biological process: protein targeting; vesicle transport along microtubule; mitochondrion distribution. Gene Ontology annotation, cellular component: cytoplasmic vesicle; mitochondrion. Gene Ontology annotation, molecular function: myosin binding. NCBI's taxonomy places the organism in Eukaryota, Metazoa, Cnidaria, Anthozoa, Actiniaria, Actiniidae.
UACUCCGCAUCCAAAGCAUUCUUCACCUGCCGCAAACCUUGAUGGUAAAGAUUCUAUAGCUCUAGAGAUUGAACAGAGUAUCAAAAGAGACAUGGCUACUAUACAAGAGAAAAGGCAAAACCUGGCUCGAGUCCUUCAGACCGUACACAACAUCAACGUGUCGAAAGGAAAGAAACCCAAGAAAGUAACUAGACCAACCGCUUCUAAAAAUGUACAAAGCUCAUCGGGAUUCAAAUUCAAUCCUAUCACUGAUCUUCCUCGUAAUACGUCAGAGAGCUCACUCGAUGGAGCUGAUGAUGCUUCUUCUGCCUCAGGUUUUGAUUCACGUUAUUCGUACACAAGACGUUCGUUCAAAAAACCCGAAAAACUGCAAAUUGUCAAACCAAUAAAAGGUUCUCUUACUUUGCAACAGUGGAAGAAGUUAGCAUCGCCCACCAUGAAUCUAGAACAAGAAAGACCUGGAGUACAUGUAAAGGGAGACUUACAGACCACCUCUGAUGGAAAACACUCUAAAGAACACAGCGAUGUGAGCGAUAUGAGCGAAGUAGACACAGAUGACGACCAGCCUAUUCAAAUGCGAAUAAGAUCCACAACCCAGGAAGAUGUUACACCAAUAGCUAUGGAUGAAAAAGCACAGAAACACCGCCGUGAGCCUCCUACGACCCUUACGUUAACCUCGUUAGUCCACGAGAAAGGGAUCCAUGCUGGUAGUCGUCGUGGGUCGGCGACAGCGGGUAUCCUUUCUCAGCUUCUUAAUUCCCCGUCCGUAACGACGUCUGGAAAGUCAUCCGUCGGGCAGGUCCUCGCAGAAGUGCUUCAGAAAGCUAGCGAAGAGGCUUCGGUUAAAGAACCCAGGAGAGCAGAAUCGCUGAGGAAUUUAGCGAAUUACUUCAGCGAGAAGGAAAAGGAGGGAAAGAAUGGUCCCGAAGCCAUACCAGAAGAUGAUAGCCCACCAGUUACUCCUCCUAAUACCCUCUCUAUGUUAUCAGUAGCUGGAGGAUCUAGUAAUAUAGGCGGGGGAAUUUUAACUAGACUUCUUGCAGGGUCUAGUGGAAUUAAUGUUAGUAUGUCUAAUCCACGUCCUAUUGCUACAGUCGCAGGAACCAGUAGUACCUCUACAACCUUCUCUACCUCAGUCGGCCCACUUAACCCUAGUGGGUUUGGUCGUACGUCUAGUGGAACUAACCUAAAGCAAUUAGAUUCGUCUGGAUUGGAUCCAAAGCGUCGUAGCUUAGAUGUUACGGAGAGUGGUUAUCGAGGAAACUUUUCAUCCGAGGUUCCCAAUAGUAGCCUACCGACACUGAGGCGGAGAGCAAGCAGUGGGGAUCUGGAAUCGAUGAGCUCGUCUAAUGAUUUAGUGGGGAGCUAUAACAACCUUGGUUUGGGUAACCGGUUGCAACGCAGUAACAGCAGUGGAAACCUAAAUGACUUGACCCAAAAUGCUCAAACUCCUGUCUCGGGAGGAAUCUUUGGUCGUUUAACUCGAAGACCAAGUCUCGGUAGCUUGACUGACUUGGUACAAAGGUCACACAUAGGUGCCGUCCCAGUCCCCCCACCGGGCAGAAUGGAACGGGCUUCAAGUAUUGAUUUAGGACUGGCAGCUAGACCAGGUCAAUCACCGCCAUCUCCUUCACAUUUUGAUGCCAGCGGAUCAUUUUUCAGUGGACAACAGCCUUUUCAAGGACCCUCCAAGGGGCUAUUUUCGGGUACACGACUAAGCUCCUUAGCGGGCGUUCGAGGAAUGUGGUCCCAAAAGCCUUCUUCUAGUACUUCAGGAGGGACUCCCUCUCAGGUGCUCAGCACCCAAAAAUCCGAAGAACGCCUUGAAAAAAUUAAUAAGGCGUUUGCGUUUGAAGAUUUUGGAGGUAUGGGUUUGAUGUCGUUCUUCGGAAGCAAAAAGUCAUCACAGAAUUAGUAAAUGAAUUACAAAUGCAUGCUAUUUAAUUUGAAGCUUUUACUGCGUGUAAUGCAGUGGGCCUUCUUCUCAAUGUUGUAUACGCAUACUAUCGUUAUCUGACGCAGUCUACUACGCAGCCGCUAUUACUGUCGUCACGCAACACUAUUAGGGGAAUGAGCGUUGUGUGACGACAUUAAUAGUACUGAAGAGACGAUACCUGACCAGAAAACCAAAAUAUGAAGAUUUCGUAAUGAGACUACAAUGUAAAUGUUUUUGCUCGAUGUCAUCACAGUCUUUCAGUAUCGGCUUGGUGGCUUCAUGUAUUUUUUUUGACUUGGAUGUGUUAGCAACGCUGAGAAAAAAGUCUAUAGAGGUUUGAUCAUAGAGAGAGUGUUUUCCUACUUAAACCUCGUGAAAACGAUUUCGUUGGCUUUGGUUUCGGUGUUCAUUUCUCUUCCAAGUGAUCGACUUUCUCAUCGAUAAUUUUCUACGAUAGAAAAUCCUAGUUCCUGACAGGGUUUGAACCCUCGAAGACCUCCAGAAGAACAUACACUUACUAUCAUUUAAUAUAUUUCCGAGCAACAUAAAAACAGGGAUAGACAUGUAGUGCAGAAAAUGAGAAAACGUUGACCCAAACGCAAUGAACUGAUUCGAUACCACAUGUCAAUUCUCCUAAGUAUUAUUUCUUUCUUUGAUAGUAUAACUCGUAGAUACAUUAAUAUGGAUGCCAACAAAGCAAAAACAUUUCAACAAAAGGUUUAAAAUGGGAAAACAUUUGCCAUAUCUUCAAAGGAUAUAAUUUAUUUUUAUGGUAUUUUGUUUAAGUAAAGCAAAUAAUUUUCGGGAUAUUUAUAGAUAUUUGAUAAAUAUUAUAAAUAUUUUAUAUGUCGCAAUUUAAUAAUACAAUAAUAACAAGAGUGCAUGGUCUUGGUUAAUAUUAUGGGAUGUAAUAAUCACUUGACUUAGAAACAUGACUGAGACAAUUUGGAGRUACUUUGGACGCUUGACUUGGGGACGCACGUGGUUUGAAGGCACCUGACUUAUUUACACCUAUGUAGUAGAUAUUAAAUUUGCCCUUCCAAAGUGGUAACUCCCUCGUUGGGCAAGUGCUUUCAUUAAGGCUGAAUUCAUCCUCGGGAACCCGUAGACUCCUACGCCGCUGCUAGCCGUUCGUCACAAAACUCACUCACCAAAGCUAAGCAGGAGAGUGAGCGUUGCGUGACGACACUAAUAGCGGCUGCGUGGGUAACUGGGAUUCCAGAGGAUGCGCUGGAUUUGGAGACGGGUUAAAAAGGGUUUUUUCGAUAAAGCGAUAUUUCCUCCCCAGCACCGCGGAGUUGUUGUCAGUCUUAAGUUGAACAUCGGGAAGGGUGUCUUUUUACUGUGAAGAUUUAAAAACUUAUUCAAACAGAUAUAUAGACUGAUUCCACAAUUAGGUCUUUGUGCUCUCCUGUCGAUUCUGGAUAUCGCUCACACACCUUGUUGAGCGACCGCAACCCACAAAGGAGCGAAAACUACGACUUGUAUGGAAUCAGUUUAACAGAUAUAGCGAGUGUCUGAUAGUUUACAAUGAACUGUGCCUUUCGAAUGGUUUCCGCCCCAAAUGAGUCGGAAAUCAUUUUUAUGAAUAUCUUCUUCGCUUUUAGCAAAACCAUAAGACGAUGUAAAUAAUUUUAUGAAUUUGAAAAUUUUAGCGCUUUGGAAGAAAAUUUUCCAUUUUAAUGUGGUCGGUAAACGACUUUGAAAGUUCGGUGCGCACAGAGUAAAAUAUAUGUAAAAAAAUAUCGGGUUUGAUUAAUAUAUGAAUCUAGAAUUUUCAAUAAAAGGAAAAGAAAAGUGUUA